Molecule: messenger RNA, 3262 nt
Organism: Priapulus caudatus
Lineage: Eukaryota; Metazoa; Priapulida; Priapulimorpha; Priapulimorphida; Priapulidae
Exons: 9
Coding region: 245-2521 (758 amino acids)
Biological process (GO): proteolysis; activation of innate immune response; positive regulation of type I interferon production
Molecular function (GO): cysteine-type endopeptidase activity
Source: RefSeq, a predicted model, not a curated record
GGCCAAUCUAGUAGUUGUUUACUGCAUGUUUACUGCUAGUAGUAGUAGAGUAAACAUAUGCAUGGGCGUGAAAAUUCCAUAGGAGCGGGGUCGACCAGGCUCUGCCAGUCUGCGACUGUUUCACGUAGUGAGAAGCGAGAAGGUUUCCAAAAAAAUCUGUAGUGACCAAGUAGCCACUUCUCAUAUACGGCUGACGAGUUCCAUCUAAAGACGAAACAUAUCAAGGGCAUUGUGCAAAUUUUCAAUGGCAUCUGUUGGCAUUAAGAUUGCUCGAAGCACAAGUAAUUUGUGUGAUAUGACAAAUAGCUACAAAACCAACUCGACUCCACGUGGAUAUUGCUUGAUCAUUAAUAAUGAAGAAUUCAAGGGCUUGAACCCCCGGAAAGGAUCGCAGAAAGAUGUAGAGACUUUGCGUCAACUAUUUACAGAGCUUGGCUAUGAGAUGUGGGAUACACAAGCAAACACAAGUAAUUUGACUGCGCAGGAAAUAAAAGAUGUUGUACAAAAUUUUGCUGCUAGUGACAAACACAACAGUGUCGACUCGAGCAUUGUUGCCAUCUUAAGCCAUGGUGGUGCGGAAGACGUGAUAUUUGGAGCAGACGACGAAGAGCUUUCAUUUUCUGAUGACAUUCUUCAUCUAUUCGAAGGACACAAUGCACCGGGUCUAAUGCAGAAACCCAAGUUGUUCAUUCUUCAAGCGUGUCGUGGAGACCGUCGGCAUAAAGGGAUUCGCCUAAGCCCUCAAUCGAGGGAUGUGCAUGGAGGCAAUGAUCAGCCGGAAGAGUCGAGUGAAAAGUUUGCGGCAGACUCAGCACCCCCUGCAGCUUCAUUCAUGCCAUCUUUGCAUAUUCAGCCUGAAUCUAGUAAACCACGCAAAACUCCAAAGAAGACAAAACUGUUACCAAACUUGAGUGAUUAUAUAGUAUUUCGUCCAACAACUCCAGGUGUAGCAGCAAUGCGACACCCAGAAAAAGGCUCUUGGUUCAUCAAUGUUCUGGCUGAGGUGUUUGCGGCAGAAGCAUACUGGAGUAACCUGGAUGACCUUGCUCACAAGGUGAACACCAAAAUGUCAGCGAAACAAGGAAAAGAAGUGGUUAGGAAUGCAAUUACAAAGAAGGAGCAAGCCGAAUAUCGGAAGCAGAUGUCAGUGUGUGAUUAUUCUCUACAAAAAGACUUCAACUUCAAUCCACCUCCUCUAACCGAGGUUGUUGGAUGGGGCAUUACAUUGGCGUACUGGUACUGGUCUGGAUUCCUGGAUUUAAUUAAGGAUGACUUAUCGAGCAAGUUGGAGGCAUGGAACAAUAAAGAGAUGGCUGGUGCCACAGUGAUGCCACAGCUCUUAAUGCUCUACUCACAGAGCUGUCGAUUAUCGGAAGAGACUACAAGGCAAAUGACAAAGCUGUUGGAGUCAGACACUGAAAAGAAGACCGUUCUCAUAACAAUGAAGAACCUGUGCGGUGUACGACAGAAAAAGUAUUUUGUUUCUCUUAAUAAACGUAGGUGUAGUCGCAAAGACUACUACAUUUCUUGUGACUAUCCCACCUGUUUGAAAGGGUUACAGCUUACAGACACCGAUCGUGAGCAGAGAAACAAUGAGCUGAAUUGGUUUCAUAUCACGUUGCAGCAAAUCCUAUCCAAGAGGUUUUUCCAAGGGAAAUGUCCCUUUGUACUAGUUCCAUUUGAUGACAAGAAACCAAAUGCUGUAGAUGCUACAGUGAAGGAAGUGACUAAGCUAUGGCGAGAAGACAAAAUACAUGGAUUUCAACUGGAGGAUAGCAAACCGGAGUGGCUGAAAAUGUCUGCUUCACUGCUUGGUAAAGAGUUAACAUUUCAAAGUUGGAUGCCUAUAGGCAUUUUGCUUGCGCAGCGAUGGGCAGACCUGUAUUUCAGAAAUUAUGGCCCAGAGUUGAGAAAAACUGUCACAAACUUUCUUAGCACGCGGCACGAGGCUCAGGUCCUUCUUGACGAUGAUGAUGACAAUGAUGAUGAUGAUAGUGGUCACGAUAUUCAUGAAACUAGUGACUCUGAGAGGGUUCACCAAGGCGAUGGUGAUACUGAAAUUGACGCUAGUAAAAUGGACUGGCCGGCAAGCAGUACCGAUUCUUUUCCAGUAAGAAAACUCCUAGUGCUGUUGCCCAGGACGUGCAAAACGUUCGAAUGUGUAUCUGACGAUGAGAAAUCAGUUGUAGCUGAGAAAGACAUGGAUCACUUUCCUGAUAGCACAAAAGGCAUAGGUGAACGGCUAGUAGGGAAAAGCACAGUUUACAAGCUAGAAAGUGUAUUUUUCCUGGCAGAGUACGCAACCCCACUGCGUUGCCUGCGCCUCAUGAUGAACGAUGGUAUAAUAACAGAGCAGUUAAUGGAUGAUUACUAUCGCCAGUUUUGUAGCCACUUAGAAUUAUGGUUGCAAAGAUAUCGAUCAUUAAAAGAGAGUUUCAGCCUUGUGCAGUAUGAUGAUAGAGGUAGGAACCAAGCACUGCUGUAUGCUCUAAAGGUGCAUCUAACGCAUCAUCAACUAUAGUUCCUUAAUUAUUACAGGGAUAUGUUGAUGGUCUUCAAUCGUAUUACUGACCUGAGGGCUAUUAUAUCGCAGUAGUGUCGCUGGUAUUCAGCAAUAUUGAUAUCUGAUAGAUAUCUCAUAAAUAUCUCCAGAAGUACAUUGAAGUGCCUUUCGUUAAUAAUUUGAAUAUUGGAUAAGCAAAUAGGUACAAUGCAAGUAUAUAUAAAUCGUAUAUAUAAUCAAACGUGGAUUUCGGUGGUUGACUGCUGUAUUUAAAUUGCACGGUAGAUGGACCUUAAUUUUAACAUGAUUAUGUAUUUGUUACGCGCAUGAUUUCAUGUUUGCUACAUUUGAAACAUAAAAAUUCUACAUAAAACAUCAAUAUCGUUGGUAAAAUGUGUGCUAGUCAAAUGCCCAUUUUUUCGUUUUCUAGCAGUUUGAAAUGACUAUCGAAGUGAGUGUAAAACGUUCUAUCUAUUAAUAAGUGAAGCUCAUGACCUCAUGACCUUCAACAGGAAGUAGUACUAUGAUUUAUUUACUGUUUCAGAAAAUAAACGUAGUUCGAUCAAUAUAGAAAUUAAUAUGAUUAAAAAGCCAAAUCUUUGUAAAAGAUUUGGUCAAAUUAUACAAUAAUUUGUAGACUCCCUAUCAGCUGGUUAAAAAGCCAGUGUAUUAGAGCUUGGUCGAUUUUCUAUUGAUUAGUUGCAAUGUAUACUAAGGGUUCAUUGAAGUUAUAAUAAAACCAACCAAUAACAAACAAAA